AUGGGUCUUAUCUUCACCUCCGCAGCGGAAUACUCAGGUGCAGACCCUGUUCCUGUGCCAGAGCUACCUGUACAAGUGGCCAGUUAUCAGGCAUCCUUGACCGCUGCGUUGUCAAAGAGUGACCUCGAGUAUACAACCAUCGACCCAGCACCUCUGCAAGAGAGCCCAGAAAAGCGCAGCGAAGACGAACCUCAUCUGCUCGAGCGGUUCAUGAUCCGGGGCUUGCGACCGGUCAGCAACACUACUGCUCAGAGUGACACGGCCGGCCAAGAUAUCUUUGUUCAUCAUUACAACAACGGCGACACUGUUCUUCACCUCCCUAUUGGCCGGGAGAGUCUGUCGGCGGAAAAUCUCAAUAAAAGAUAUGACCAUCCAGGUCUCAAGAUCUCCUUUACUACGCGCCAGUUGUCUAAGCUGUCGAGAAAGCAGCAAAGUGAUAUGGCCAGCGGGAUCGCUAACAUGUGGGAAUACUAUGCCAGAACCACUCCUAUGAACGAGUAUAUCGGGUUUGUGGAGACGGAUCACAAGGCUGAUUUCUACUUUCGCAUUAUACCUGAGGUGAAGGGAUUUGGGACCAAUUAUGGAAGUGUUGAUGUGUGUGGUGAUCGGAAGUGCCAAUUACAGUAUUAA
Molecule: messenger RNA, 630 nt
Organism: Aspergillus pseudotamarii
Lineage: Eukaryota; Fungi; Ascomycota; Eurotiomycetes; Eurotiales; Aspergillaceae
Exons: 2
Coding region: 1-630 (209 amino acids)
Source: RefSeq, a predicted model, not a curated record